This is a messenger RNA of Lates calcarifer (barramundi perch), 2747 nucleotides long. RefSeq names its product corticotropin releasing hormone receptor 1 (gene crhr1). Gene Ontology annotation, cellular component: plasma membrane; neuron projection. The record is from RefSeq and is a predicted model, not a curated record. Gene Ontology annotation, molecular function: corticotropin-releasing hormone binding; corticotropin-releasing hormone receptor activity; corticotrophin-releasing factor receptor activity. Bases 118 to 1407 code for a protein of 429 amino acids. Lineage: Eukaryota; Metazoa; Chordata; Actinopteri; Centropomidae. Gene Ontology annotation, biological process: cell surface receptor signaling pathway; adenylate cyclase-activating G protein-coupled receptor signaling pathway. The transcript is spliced from 14 exons.
GUCUCACUGACCCGUCCCGGCUCGGAUCGACAUGCGGCGGGACUGGACGGCACCGUGAACAGGAGGACCGCCGCGUGCCAGAGCGCGCGUGACCGAGAGGCUGAAUGAACGACCGAGAUGGAGAAACUACUGAGUCAGGUGGUUUGUGUGUGUGUACUGCUGACUGGACAAGUUUCUCCAGCAGAGUUAACCUGUGAAACUCUGAUCCUCCUGUCGACCAACCUGACAGCAAGGACGUUGGCAUUUCUAAACCAGACGUUCACUAUCAGUAACUCCUCAGGUUUGUACUGUGACCUGUCUGUGGACGGUAUCGGGACAUGUUGGCCUCGUAGUGCAGCAGGAGAACUGAUCUCCAGACCCUGUCCUGAACAGUUCAAUGGAAUCCACUAUAACACCACCAACCGGGUGUACAGAGAGUGUCAGUCGAACGGCAGCUGGGCUCCUCGAGGAAACUACAGUCAGUGCACCGAGAUCAUCGUUCUGAGGAAGAGUAAAGUCCAUUAUCAGGUUGCUGUGAUCAUCAACUACCUGGGUCACUGUAUCUCUCUGGGAGCGCUGCUGCUCGCCUUCACUCUCUUCAUGAGACUCAGGAGUAUUCGCUGUCUGAGGAACAUCAUCCACUGGAAUCUGAUCUCAGCGUUCAUCCUGAGGAAUGCCACCUGGUUCGUCGUCCAGUUAACUAUGAACCCUGCUGUUACCGAGAGCAACCAGGUGUGGUGCAGGUUGGUGACUGCAGCGUAUAAUUAUUUCCAUGUGACGAACUUCUUCUGGAUGUUUGGUGAAGGUUGUUACCUCCACACAGCCGUCGUCCUCACCUACUCCACCGACAAACUCAGGAAGUGGAUGUUCAUCUGCAUCGGCUGGGGUAUUCCUUUUCCCAUCAUCGUGGCCUGGGCUUUCGGGAAACUUUACUAUGACAAUGAGAAGUGCUGGUUUGGAAAGAGGGCGGGAGUUUACACAGACUAUAUCUACCAGGGCCCCAUGAUUCUGGUCCUGCUGAUCAACUUUGUCUUCCUGUUCAACAUCGUUCGGAUCCUGAUGACCAAACUGAGGGCAUCAACCACCUCAGAGACCAUCCAGUACAGGAAGGCGGUGAAGGCGACCCUGGUGCUGCUGCCUCUGUUGGGAAUCACCUACAUGUUGUUCUUUGUGAAUCCUGGAGGAGAGGAUGAAGUCGCUCAGAUUGUCUUCAUCUACUUUAACUCCAUCCUCGAGUCCUUCCAGGGAUUUUUUGUCUCUGUUUUCUACUGUUUUCUCAACAGUGAGGUGCGCUCUGCAGUCAGGAAGCGUUGGAUUCGUUGGCAGGAUCGACACUCCAUCCGGAGCCGGGCGGUGCGCGCCACCUCACUGCCCACCUCUCCCAGCAGAGUAUCCUUCCACAGCAUCAAACAGUCCUCUAACCUCUGACCUCUGAUGGACUGGGUCUCUGCUGGACCUGAACACUCUACCUGUGAUGUAAUUCAUCUCAGCCAAUCAGAGGUCUUAUUCUGCGUCAGAUCAGAUCAGCCAAUCACAAAGCAGGACGCAGAUUUAUUGAGCCAAUCCAACGUUGAUCUGUCAGUCAGGACUCUGUGGCCCUGCCCUCCUUCAUCCUCUGACCAAUCAGUGGACUCAACCAAUCAGCCAAUCAGCUGCUUCCACUGGGUCACAUGUUCAAUCAGGCAGCUGGACUGUGUUCAUGUUUUGUGAUCAAUAACUUUAUUUAUUAAUAUGUGUAAUAUUGAUGAGCUAUAACUGUCUAUGAUGUAAUAUUGAUCACCAGCUUUCUCCUAUUUAACAGAGCUAAACACACACACACACACACACACACACACACACACAGCCUUUCCCUGAACUGUGAAAAAACAAUAAUCAAUAAUCACACAACAUUAUCGGCUGUUUGUCUGAUCGUUCCUGAACACUCAGUGCCACAACAACAACAAACAACAACAAACAGAUUCAGGCCUCAGAUAUAAAAUCCAAACUUCUCCAUCAGCAGGUGUAGCUGCAGGAGGUGGUGGAGCAGGAGGAGGUGGAGCAGAAGGAGGAGGUGGAGCAGGAGGAGAUGCUCUAACAGACUCAGUUUCUCUGCUGGAGAUAAACUCCUCAUUUUAAAGCACAAACACUGAAACAUGAUGAUCUGUGUUCAGAGGCUGUGAUGAAGCAGUGACAGUCAGAGGAGUAAAUAAUCUGAAGGAUUAAAUUAAAUCAUGUUGAGUUAAUCUGUUUGUAUCUUUGCACUGAGUUUAAACUUGUUUAUCAACUGUUCACUGUAAAACUUCAUUUAAACACUGACUGCUCCUCAUAAGUACAGACCUGUAGUACUAACAGUAACCAGAGUAACUAUAGAGUAACUAGAGUAAUCAGAGUAUAGUUAGUGUGAGUUAGUGUGUGUGGAGGGAAACACUCAGGAUGAAACAAACUACUCCUUUACUGUGCCUGAGUAAGUGAGUGAAUGAAUGAGUGAGUGAGUGAGUGAGUGAGUGAAUGAAUGAAUGAAUGAAUGAAUGAAUUAUUAAUAAAUCACAGAUGAAAUCAGUGGCAUUAUCAGCUGGAAAAAUCUUGAUAAAAAUCAGAUUUAAAACUUUUUGUAAAUAUUUAAUUUAUUACAUCAUCAGAUUAAAACUUUAUUUAUAAUCUAUAAUCUGACAUGAGGAGCGCUUGGUUUGUUCACCAGACACUAGCUGUGUGAGUUAAUCUAUAUUUACAUGUAAUCCUUCUGUAUCUGACGUCUGAUCAAUAAUCAAUAAACUCUUCGUCAGGAUCAA